UUUUCAUCCAGAGCCGCUGCUGUCAGCAUGUGAAUCAGAUGGCAAUCACAGUUGUUUUUUAGGCAGGUAAGCUUUAACUUCGACUUCUAAAGCUGUUCAGUUUUUAAUAUCAACCCUGACUGAACAUGUUUAUUCCUUACCUGAAAGAAUUUAUGUUUUUUAAUGCCGUUUUUUUAUCAAGCUGAAAAUAAUUCACAGGAACUGUACAGGAAAUCUCAACAAGCUGCAAUAAACCACAUAGGCUUGCAACCACAAAGAAGCAGAUGAGAGAAACAUGGAGAAAAUGAGUGUUGCUGAUGAAAAAGACGAGGGCCGUCAAGAGUUACUUCCGUCUAUUCAGGAAGUAUUUCAACAUUUCCAACCCAACUGCACCGCUCAGAGUGGAGGCAAUGUGGUUUCUCCCUCUAUCACUGGUUCUACCAUCACCAAUCUAAACUUCCAUAUCACCUCAACUGGUCAAGGAUCUAUUGUUUCAUCAAAAGAAGCAUCGAACCAUGACACUGCAGACAUCAGUGAUGAUCUGAUGCCUCAAAAUGACAAAAUCACAGAAUGUCAAAAGGAAUUGAAAGCUAAGCUGAAGAGGAAGUUUGGCCACAUGCUGGAGGGGAUGUUGACUAAUGCAAACAGGAUACCUCUCAAUAAGAUCUACACAGAGCUGUACUUAACUGAGGGAAGAAGUGGUGAAGUCAAUAAAGAGCAUGAGGUGAUACAGUUUGAAAUGGCAUCCAGGUUACAUGAGGCCCAGGAGAAAUCGAUUCACUGCAAUCAGCUCUUUGAUCAUCCACGAGAUCGCCCCAUAAGAACUGUGAUCACAAGGGGAGUCGCUGGCAUCGGAAAAACCGUAUCUGCUAAUAAGUUCACACUAGACUGGGCUGAGGGGAAAGCAAACACCAACCUGGGAUUUGUAUUUCCUCUGUCUUUCCGAGAGCUGAAUCUCAUGAAGACACAAAGCUUCAGUCUAGUCAAACUUCUCAGUGUCCUUUUCCCAGAAACAAACGAGACAGGAAUCUUCACAAAUGCCAAUAACCAAAUGCUCUUCAUCCUGGAUGGUCUGGACGAGAGCCGCCUCUCUUUGGACUUCCACAAAACUGAAAUAGUGUCUGAUGUGACGCAGACAACCACGAUUCCUGUGCUUCUGAUCAACCUCAUUCGGGGAAGACUACUUCCCUAUGCUCUCGUUUGGAUAACAUCUCGCCCAGUAGCCUCAAGUCAGAUCCCUAUGGAAUCUGUUGAUCUAGUGACAGAGGUGCGAGGGUUCAACGAAUCCCAGAAAGACGAGUACUUCAGGAGGAAAAUCAGCGACCAGAACCUAGCAAACAGGGUGAUCGCGCAUGUGAAAUCCUACAGAACUCUUCACAUCAUGUGCCACAUACCAAUCUUCUGCUGGAUGGCGGCAAGUGUGCUUGAGAAGAAGUUACAGACGACUGACAGUAAAGACACGCCAAAGAGCCUUACUCAGAUGUACAUACACUUCUUGUCCUUGUACGUGGCGAACAUGAGGAAAAGCUUGCCUGAAAGAAAAGAGUCAAAUGCAAACUGCAUCAGAGAUAACCUCAUGUCGCUGGGUAAACUGGCCUUCCAACAACUCGAAAGGCGCCACUUGAUCUUCUACGAGAGCGACCUCACCUCGGAUGGUAUAGAAGUCUCCCAGGCGUCACUGUUCUCAGGAAUCUACACACAAAUCUUCAAUGAGCAGCUGACACUGUGUGAGGAGAAAACGUUCAGCUUUGUGCAUCUGAGCAUCCAGGAAUUCUUUGCUGCAUUGUAUGUUUACCUCACAUUCCACAACGACAACAAAAACGUCUUGGUAAAGAAGUCUUCCUCGUCAAGACGCUUCCCUUUCAGAGAAUCAUCAGAGGUCAUCCUCUACAAAGAAGCAGUAGAAAAGGCUUUGGGCAGCGAUGAGGGACAUUUUGACAUCUUUCUGCGCUUCCCUGGGCUGUCUCUGGAGUCGAAUCAGACUCUGUUGAAGCACCUUAUGACUACCAACAGAUCAAAACCAAGUACAAGAGAGGUGAUCAUAACACACAUAAAAGAGAGGAUCAAAGAAAGUCCAUCCCCAGACCGAUGCCUAAAUUUCUUUCACUGUCUGAACGAGCUACAGGACCACUCCCUCAUUGAGGAGAUUCAGAGCUACCUCAGCAAAGGCAGUGUCAACAAAGCCAAACUUUCACCUGCCCAGUGGGCCACUCUGGUCUUUGUUCUACUGACGUCAGAAAAGGAGCUGCGAGUGUUUGAACUGAGCAACUACACCAGGUCAAAUGAAGGUCUCCUGAGGCUGCUGCCUGUCAUGAAAAAAUCCAGCGUGGCAAAUCUAAAUGCAUGCAAUCUCACUGUGGAUUGUUGUAAAAUUCUGGCGAUUGGCAUCCCUUCCUCCCAAAUCAGAGAGCUGGACCUAGGCAACAACAACCUCACGGAUGAUGGAAUAAAUGAGCUUUCUGAUCAAUUGAAGAACAGCAAACUUGUGAUACUCAGACUGAAGAGCUGCAACCUAACAGAACGCAGCUCCAAGGCUCUGGCCUCUGUGAUCAGCUCAGACGCCAACCAGCUGAAAGAAUUGGACCUCUCUCAGAAUGAUUUCAUGGACGUUGGAGUCAAAGAGCUCUGUGUAGGUCUGGGAAGUCCUCACUGUAAACUGGAAAUACUCAUUUUGUCCCUGUGUAGUGUGACAGAGGAAGGCUGCACUUUUCUGGCAUCUGCAUUGAACACUUCCCGUCUCAAAGAGCUUGACCUGAGCUACAACCACCCAGGACCCUUGGGCCUGCAGCUGCUGACUGCGCUGAAAGACGACCCACGCUGCAGCCUGCAUGAACUCAGUGUGGAACAGUGUGGUGAAUCCAGGAUUCAGCCAGGUCCAAAGAAAUACACCAAGGAACUCACGCUAGACCCAAACACAGCACAAAGAGACCUCUCUCUGUCCGAGGGAAACAGAAAAGCGACUCGUUGGACCGAGCAGUCUUAUCCUGAUCAUCCCGAGAGGUUUGACUUCUGCAGACAGGUGCUGUGCAGGGAGGGGCUGACGGGGCGCUGUUACUGGGAGACCGAAUGGAGAGGGAGAGUCCUCAUAGGAGUAGCCUACAGAACGUUGUGCAGGAAGGGAGAAGGUCCCGAAUGCUGGUUAGGCAAAAACGACUCUUCCUGGGGAAUUUACUGCACAACGAAAGAGCGCUACCGGAUCUGGCCCGGAAACAUGCAGAUUGAGGUAACCAUCCCAAGCAGCUCCAACUCCAACUCCAACACCAACUCCAACUCCAACAAAUUGGGAGUCUAUCUGGACUGGCCUGCAGGGAGACUGACUUUCUUCAGGAUCGACUGUGGUGCAAUGACCCUCAUCCACUACUUGAACACCACUUUCACUGAGCCUGUGUAUCCUGGGUUUUGGCUAGGCUGGCCGGACUCCACAGUGUGCUUGUGCUGAGUAUCAUAGUGACACUGAGGUCAAUCCAGAAGUUCAACCUUUUAUCCAUCAUUGUAUAUAGGGAGUGAAACUUUGUGGACUACUGCUCGAGUUUGGAGUUAGUGAUCUUGGUUUUUGUCGAGACAGAGACAACCCCUAUUUAGACGAGAGGCAGCGUUACGCAGGAUUCUGAAACACUUUUGACACGUAAAUGGUUCAUCUUUGUUAUGUCUCAUGUACUGGAAGGCAAAUCAGGGUUUUCAUGGGCACUUCAUUUCAUAUUCAUUUUGGACCUCAGCAAUAUUAAAGGGUUUAAUUGUUAGCUGUGUAUUUUGUGUUGUUUAUAUGACUUUGUUUUGCACUCUUUAAUGAGUACCCUACAUAUUUGGCUUUUUAUUUUUUUAAUAAUCAUCAGGAUACAUCUGCUUCAUUUAACGAAAGUCAGAACUAAUGAAUCAAUGGCAGUCUGCCCAUAGAUAAAGUUCUUUAUUCAAAUUCUCAUUUCCUUUCAAAAGCUUACAUUUCAUGUGACUUCAUGGCUCUGCUGAAUGAAUGUGUAUCUUAUUUGUACAAUUUAUAACUGAUAUCCAGUCACUGGGUAACAUAUGUGUAUAGAAAAUUAUCCUGCAUAUACAUUCAUAUGAAAUAAGGACUAAAAUCUAAUAAAAAAGUGUCUCUGGUCAGUGUAGUAAUACAAUGCUUUAAUGAUUUGAAGUCAUACGGUCAAAUGACAUGGAAACUAGUGAAAAGAAGAGAUUUUCAUUAAAAACUGCUGAUUUUUUUGUAAAAUAUAUUCAUAAAUUCUUAGAAGAAGCACUAUAAUCCAAUGAAAAAAAGCUGUGUCCUAUGUCAUGUGCAGUAAAAAUAUCUGCUAUAGA
Eleginops maclovinus (Patagonian blennie) is the source of this 4275-nucleotide messenger RNA. Its product is annotated as NACHT, LRR and PYD domains-containing protein 3-like. The record is from RefSeq and is a predicted model, not a curated record. Gene Ontology annotation, biological process: intracellular signal transduction. Lineage: Eukaryota; Metazoa; Chordata; Actinopteri; Perciformes; Eleginopidae. Gene Ontology annotation, molecular function: protein binding.